Molecule: messenger RNA, 486 nt
Organism: Lecanosticta acicola
Lineage: Eukaryota; Fungi; Ascomycota; Dothideomycetes; Mycosphaerellales; Mycosphaerellaceae
Source: the annotation of a GenBank genome assembly
AUGGACCCAGACAUCGAAGCAGCUCUCGCGUCGUUGCCAAUUCCAAACCUUGACGACAUUGAUUUCGACGCAUUGCCUGAGUCUUCCACAGAGCUGAAGCCUCUGUCUCCAUUAUUGCAAAGUUGCAUUCGCCGCCUCGAACACGCUGCACGCCAGGGAGAUCUGGUUAGCAUUCAGGAGCUUAUUGCGACAGUCGGGACUUUAGGCCAUGGCAACUCUAUUCGCGCUGGCCGCAGUCUGACCCUAGCGAUUGAGAACUCCUACUAUGAGGUAGUGGAGUAUCUAGUAGCUGCGGGCGUAGAGAUCUCAUUCUGGGAUAUCCAAAAGGCGAUUGAAGAAGCAAAGGCCUCGAGAAAUGUUAGAAGCCUCCAGCUAUUGUUUGAGAGGUGGGAUAUAAACAGGGAAUUCGGGUGGAGUGAUCCCCCAGCACUUGCGUACGAUCCACCGUCCUCGCUUCUUUCCCCCGCUUCCGUCUUCCUAUACUAA